AUGGCUGAGAAAUCCUUACAGAUUCUUUCUUUUACUGGAACCGUCUUUGCUGAUAUUUCCGACUUACUGCAGGAAUUUAGCUUUAUUAAUCCCUCGUUCUUGCCAAAAUUUGAUAUACUGCCAAAUGUACUUGAUCUGCUAUGCCAGAAAUAUAUUCCUGUUCUUUUGGAUCUCUUGAGUAUUGUGUAUAUGUUGAGUCUCGGCUCAGCAAUGUUCAGUGUCGCCUGGAGUCAGCGCAAGUAUAAUGUUCUAAGUUAUGGAGCCGUUGGCAAUGGAAUUGUAGAUGAUACAAUGGCGUUUAUGAAGGCAUGGAAUGACACAUGCAAAGAUUCAAGAAGACCCGUAAUGGUGGUUCCUAUGGGAAAGACAUUUUUGGUUUAUCCUGUAACCCUUUUUGGCCCCUGUAACUCUAGCAACCUCAUUGUUAUGAUAUUAGGAACUAUAAUAGCCCCUGAUCAUCCCAAUGUUUGGAAUGGAAGAUUCCAUGGAACAUGGUUGGCAUUUCGAUAUGUAAAUGAUCUUACUGUGUCAGGCAAUGGUGUGGGUGUACUAGAUGGGCGUGGACAUCGCUGGUGGGAAAUCUCUUGCAGAUAUAAUAAAUCGAAGGAUUGCAACAUACUUUCCCCCACGAUAAUCAGUUUCGAAAUGUGUAAAAAUGUCAACCUGAGGCGAAUUAGUACUGUACGAAGCGGCGGAGGUCAUAUCGCGGUGUUCGGCUGUGAAAACGUUCGAUUUUCAAUACUGAAUCUACAGUCUCCUGGAAAAAGCCCCAACACUGAUGGUAUCCACAUAUCGCACUCAAAUUUUGUGCACAUUCAUAAAUCAGUAAUCGGCUCCGGUGACGACUGCAUAUCAAUGCUAGAUCGUAGUUACAACGUUAACAUUACUAAUAUUAAUUGCGGACCUGGUCAUGGUAUAAGCAUUGGAAGCUUAGGUUCAGAUGGAACAAAGGUAGAUGUUCAGAACAUAACUAUUCGUAAUGUGAACUUCUACAAAACAACCAAUGGAGCAAGAAUCAAGACAUGGCAGGAAGGGAGAGGCCGAGUUCGAAAUGUUGAGUUCUCUAACAUAAACUUAACUGAUGUGAAAAACCCAAUAAUUAUUGACCAGCAUUAUGGUGAACCCAAAAAUGCCCCACCAAAAAAGACGAAAAACGGAGUUCAUAUAACUGAAGUGCGUUAUUCAGGAUUUGUUGGGACAUCAAUGACAGAUGUGGCAAUCAAUUUUAAUUGUAGUGAAAAUGUGCCUUGUACGGAUAUCAGUUUGGAAAACAUUAGAUUAGCAAAAAGUGGAAAAUCAAGGAAGAAAGUCAGUGCUAGCUGCAACAAUGCCCAUGGAUUUGCUAAAGGAGUUGUGGUGCCUGCAUCCUGUCUUGUCUACUGAAGUUGACAAAAGAAAAACCCACAUGUAAAUCUUUUC
This is a messenger RNA of Ricinus communis (castor bean), 1419 nucleotides long. Its product is annotated as polygalacturonase ADPG1-like. The coding region runs from base 1 to 1383 and encodes 460 amino acids. Gene Ontology annotation, biological process: carbohydrate metabolic process. Gene Ontology annotation, molecular function: polygalacturonase activity. NCBI's taxonomy places the organism in Eukaryota, Viridiplantae, Streptophyta, Magnoliopsida, Malpighiales, Euphorbiaceae. The transcript has 11 exons. The record is from RefSeq and is a predicted model, not a curated record.